Patiria miniata (bat star) is the source of this 7223-nucleotide messenger RNA. RefSeq lists its product as uncharacterized. NCBI's taxonomy places the organism in Eukaryota, Metazoa, Echinodermata, Asteroidea, Valvatida, Asterinidae. The coding region runs from base 1790 to 4603 and encodes 937 amino acids. The record is from RefSeq and is a predicted model, not a curated record. The transcript is spliced from 4 exons.
GGCAGGUUCCUUGAAUUGUGGUGCAAUAAAUAAUAAUGAAAUUGACACACUCCGAUUUUCAAAAGUGCACGUUGUAGAAAUGUUUUGUAUUGUGAAAUGUGCUGAAAGACACCUAAAUUUAUAUUUACUAUAACGUUGUUCUUCAAGUCCCUCCACUUAAACUGGAACUUUCAAAAACGAGUCCCGAACGUCAGCAUUUUUGACGGAAUUAAGUCCCUCGGGCCAGGGAAGGAAUUUAUCAGUUAACUGUUUUCCAAUCAUCAUGGUGUUAACGGUAAAGGUUUUUUGUUUAAUAUGUCGAUGUAGCAGACGAUUUCUUCUAAUAGUUUACAAACGAAAAAGAAACUCGAAAUGUUUAAUAUUCUACGGAAUUAUCGUUAUAAAUUAAAUCAGUUGCGAACGUCAUGAAAUUCCGUCACACUGUCAACAAAAUUUAACACGUGAAAUUUGAGACAAAAUAAAAAAUCAAACGAAGUUGGCGAUUUCGUGUCAGAAACCUUAUAUUACACAGAUUAAUUCGAUAUCUAAAUAACCAUGUUACUUACUUAUCAUUUCACGCAAACAAUUCUUCAAAUUCGUGUAGCGAGAAAAUAUAUGUGUCCGUCAACAAGACGCUGACGUUCGAUAAAACUUAGCUGCUGCGCACGUGAUGAACCUUGACCCGACCCAUAAUACUAAGCGACUUUCCUUUUCAUACAUCGCUGAUGCAUCACGCACGGUAAGUUCCAAACUUCCACAAACUUUUGUAUAUUACGAUAGAUCAGCUUGAAUAAAAUCUGUCAAAUAUCUGACGUACGAUAAAUAUGACGAUCGAGAACAGAUAAACUCUGGCAAGACAAUUCCAGAAUGCUCUGGAGACAAAAAAUAGGGCUUAAAAACACGGCGCAGUGCGUUGAGAGUUCGCGGCGUGAGCGGCCAUACUUGGAAACGUUAUACGCGCGCGUGAUCAGGUAAAGAAAGUUACGAACGUCAGUAUAUUGACGGAUUGUUUUGCGUACGUCAUUUAUUUGACAGACUUGUAAAAUAUGACGCGAACGUCAGUCACGUUUUGACGGAUAGUAAUAUCGAGCGUCAUUUUGACGGAAAAAAUCAAAAUGCCGUCUCUGGGUUUCUUUAAACCGAGGGAGAGGUUUAGUGUGUUUGUUUUAAGAGUAAAAAAAUGUGAUUUUGAUCAAAUUUCAAGAUAUAUUUCAGCUCUUGAAUGGCAUUUACUUCGUAAACCAUUUGUUUUAGGGGAAAUAAUUUACCCCAAAUUUUAUCUAAAAAAAAUCAAAGUUUUAAGUGCAGUUUUAGGCGUACGUUAUCGGAACUGUAUUAUUAUUUGGGUACGCCUAGAGGUUUAUGAAUAUUUCUCAAUGGAUGCAUCUGAAACUGACUUACAUUUUUGUCAAUUAACUUUUGUAGCUUGAAUAUAUAAUUAUGUACCAGGUUGUAAUUGGAAAGUGUCCGGAAAUCGGGCAAAACUGUAUAUACGGCGAAACGAAUUUCACAGCUUUUAAUUGGGUGUGCCAUGGUGUUUGAAAGUUAGAAAAUAAUGCCAAAAUAAAACACUUUUAACAAAAGUCUCAUUUGCACGCAUUCAUUAUGAAUUGUUAUUAUAUAUUUGUUUUUUUGUAUUGUUCACGCUCGUCUUUUUUUUUUUUAGAUCCAUCUCCAUCUACCACAGCUGCACCCCACCUUUCAUAGCCUCACUUCAUUCAAAAGCUGCACUGCACUAACACCAUCCCAAUCCCAUAUCCAAAAUCAUCUGCUUACUAACCACCCGUAAUACUUACCUUCAUCUUCAAAAAUGAGCAAGGCAACAUACUAUCGAAACAAACUGAAACAUAACAAUCCCCCAAAAUAUGAGGAAUACCUUCAAUCGCAAGCGAAGGCUGCCAAGCAACGUAGGGACAAAUUUAAAGAAGAUUUAGCGAAACGAAAACCGUCUGUAGCUGCGCUCGAACAACUAAAAAGAAAACGCGAACAAGGGCGAGCGAGGAAAAAGAAGUACAUGGAGAAGAAAAAAAAUAAUCAAAACAAGAAUCCACCUAAAGUGAAAAUAAAUUUCAGGAAACCACGUGACACGGACAGAACACCAGCCCCAACAAGAGCGCCAACAACAGGAACAAGAGCGGCCACAGAAGCAAAACAAGCCUACUGGCGAGAGAGAAAACAAGCUGAGAGAGAAAGGCUCAAAGAAAGGCCGCAAAAACUAAGAAGAAUCAAGGAAAAGGAUAGAAACCGGAAAAGACAAAAACGAGCAGAGUUUCUGAGAAAAGAACAAGAACGGCAACAGCAACAAAACACUGAACGUCAAGGCUACCAGUCACUCAAAACUCUCAGAAAUCACACAACAAAGGCGCGAAAGGCUCUCCCCAAAUCACCUGAAAAAUUUGCAUCAGUUGUCUGCGGACUAGUCAAAAACUCAUCACCGCGAAAAAAGAAGGCUCUCAAAAACAAGGGACUGACCGAAGCAACGACAUUCAGUCCCAAAAUAAAGGAAAUAGCGGAAAAAAUAAAGCAAAACAAAGGGGGCAGGGAAGCUUUAAAGCAUUUCGCCUGUGCUUCAAUCAAGUUCGCAACCAAAGUACAAAUUAGCAAACAUUUAAAGCUAAACUCCGGAACAAUCCGAAGAGCGAUACACACCAGUGGAAAUCGACGACAUGUGGGACGUGGGAAGAUGUCAGUUCAUCUGCGACAGAAGAUAACAUCGUUUUAUCUUCGGGAAGAUAUUUCUAGGCCAUUACCACUAAAGAGGUACGCAACCAAACACGGUCCUGGACAUGUCUUGCAAAUGUCACUGACAGCCGCCCACCGAAUGUUUCAAAAAGAGUAUCCCGACUCGAGAGUGAGCUACUCCAAGUUCACCUUCUUACGACCCAAGAAUGUUCGUCUGCUGUCAAAGGUUCACCACGAAGUGUGUACUUGCGUUUAUUGCAUGAACAUUAAGUACAAGCUGAUGGUUGUUAACAGAGUCAUCAACACAACAAAGUCAACAAGUGGAGUCGUGAAGAUAGCUGAUGAGUACGAGUUUGUCAACAAGUUGUUGUGUCCGGUUUCAGAUUCUCAGAGAUUUCAAAAUGAGGAGUGCGUGUUUGGUACUUGUGACAAAUGUGGCAAUUUGGGUGACACCAUACGAAAGAUGUACGAGCCUGUCAUCAAAGAAGCAAGGGGAACGUGGAAUUGGCUCCAUUGGGAAAGAGUGGAGGUCAUAGAAGGAAAACCACGCCGUGUGCUCAAAACCAAGCAAGGGUCGAUGGGCGACGUUCUCGAGGAACUAAUAAACGAUGCUGAGAGGCCUGUUCAAGGUGUUUCGUUUGUAAAGCACAUUGUCACGGCAAGAUGGCAGCACCGGCAGUACUCGAACUUGAAAGAACACCUCCCUGAAAAUUGGGCGAUGAUGGUUAUGGACUUUGGGCAAAACAGGAAGGUAUUCUACCAGGAUGAGAUCAAGGCUGCAUACUACGGACAGAUGCAGAUAACGAUGCACCCAGUCGUUAUGUAUUAUCGACAAAAUGGCACUCUCGUUCGGGACUCUAUGAUCUUUCUCUCAGACGAUAUCCGCCAUGAUUACCACGCCGUUGAACACUACCUGAACAUGGCCUCGCAACACCUCGCAAGCAACAUGCAACAAGUAGACAAAGAAGUGCUCUGGAGUGACGGGUGCCAAAGUCAGUAUAAAGGGAAAGGUACUUUUGCCGAUCUAAGCUUGUCGUCAGAUGCCAGAGAACGCAACUACUUUGGAUCCGAACAUGGAAAGGGAGAGGGCGAUGGAGAAAUUGGGGUGGUAAAUCGAGCAGUUGAUCAAGCUAUUUUGGGGCGCAAAGUUGUGCUUAAUUCAGCUAAGGAUAUGUGGGGGUGGUGUUGUGCAAAUUUGGCCAGUGAUUCGAUGUAUUCAAAACGGUCCUUUGUGUACGUGGCAAAGGAUGAAAUUAGCAGAGAGAGACCCGAAACGGAUGUCACCACACUCAAGGGAUCUCGUGGAUACCAUCAGAUUCAGGUUGCUGCCCCCUAUAAGCUCAAGGUGCGCCGAUUGUCCUGCUUUUGCUUCCCGUGCCUUCUCAACAACAACGAAAUGUGUACGAACGCGACUUACACUGGAGGCAAGUUCGAGAUAAAGCAGUUGAGCCUAAAAGCAAUCAGAAAUGUACACGCGAGGAACAGAAAAGGAGUGUCGAAAGCAGCGACUGAAAUAAAUGACGCGUCCGUAGGAUCAGAGCUGGAGAGUGUAAAUGAACCGCAAUCGGCUCCAAUUCGUCAGUCUUCUCGGAGUGCCUCUCCUGUACCCCCGCCUUCGGAUCCAGCCUCCAUUCGACCGAAUGCCAUAGAAUGUGGUCACUUUGUUGCUGUUAAAUUACACGGGAAGCGAGGUACAUCUGACUGGUACUUAGCGAAGGUGAUGGAUGUCACAGAGACGGCAAUGUGUCUAUCGUAUCUCUCAAAGUCAGGCUCUUACUACGUAUGGCCCGACAAUGAAGAUACGUCAUGGCAGAACCGCUGUGAUUAUCUUUGUCAUGUUGACCCACAAUGGACGGUUAUAGGAAGCAGAAUCAAGAUGACCCUUACAUCAGAGGAUCGCAAUCGUUGUAUUAAUACGUUUAAUGUUUCAAAUCAACUGUGAGUUUGGUCGAGCAUCGAUAAACAGUCAAAUGAAUCUAGCGUGUUCAAUAACAGUGACAUAGAAAGCCCCUUAGUUGUAGUGGUAUAUGCUUAGGCCAUAUAAAACGAAAUGUCGUUAUUCAGUAAAUAUUAAGUGAAUUUAUAAAUUGACACUUCGAUAAAUUCGUCACCGUCACCACGAAGUGACACUAACAUCAACAAAUCAAUAUUUUACGAUUUCGAUUUUUUUCCUGAUUUGUGAUUAAUUACAUAUAAUCUAUCACCUCAAGAAGUUACUAAACACAUAGUUACACUGUAAUUAGUUUUGUCAAAACAUUAAUUAACAUUAAUGAGCGUUUGCAACUUAAUAGGUCAAAACCGGAAAAUGCGUUUUCACGAAGUGUACCAUACCAUUCUUUUGCAUGUAAACUGCCUGCACACUACGCGUCAAAAACGGGUUUUGCGUUUUCACGAAGUAACACAAAUGUCACGUGAUACGCGCGACUCACUUCUGGCGUCAUCACGAAGUAGCGCUAACCCAUUAGCUAAUACUGUCAUGGUUAGCCUCACUUCGUGAAAACUCGAACAGCGCGUAUUCUGAUUUUAGAGUUUUUACGAAGUGACGUUAAGGUUAAUUAGUUGAUAACUCGUUAAUAUUAUUUGUUUUCAAUAAAAAUCAUACAUAAACGUGACAUUCAAGAUCCCAGCUUUCAGACAAUGUAAAAAAAUAUGAAUUUUGAGGCUACGAUGUUCAGAUCACCGUUUCAAAACAUCACCAACUUAAAUCGCUUGUAUCUCGAAACACACAUUUUCCACUUCGCGGGGGUUAAGGUCACUUCGUGGUGUCGGUGACGAAUUGUUACUUCAAGUGUUAAAUGUUUGAAUGUUGCGCAAUAUUCUUAAAAUCCGGUUCAUUGUGAACGUGAACGGAAGCGAAAUUGUCGCCUCCAAUGUCCAUCAUCCGUGAUUGCAUGAAGUACAAACCGGACUUUGCAGUUUGUUGCUAUUAAAAUUAUUGUUGAUUAUUGUUGUUUAAUUAUUGUUGCUGUUACUUCAAACAGCAGAAUUGCUGUGAUGGUCUGCUCCCUUUCAAGCAUUUCAAUUAUCAUGAUAAGUCGUGUUCAUACUUCAUGCAAACGUGAGUGCCAAGUGAACUUAGCAGUGAUUUAAUUGCUUGUGGGAUGACUUUCUAAAGUUGAAAUGUGUUUAAAUUUACAUUUUCGCAAAUCUUAACAAUUUCUGUACUCGAUUUGCUUCGUAUUUUUGAAGAACAUGGCAGGUGACUAGGUAAUCUGCAAGUGUUCUUUUCAUUUGCGAAAAUCUACACCAUGGUAGGGGUGUUGAAGCAUAGGAAAAUAUCAUGCAAUUUCUGAAUUUGAUAAAUUAUUCCAAAUUUAGUGGAUUUGAUAUUGAUAAAAUUAUUGUUGCUGAGUUCGCGAAGAUACCGUACAAUGCGACCCACCACUGCUGUCAGUUCGCCAACCUGCAGAAUUCUUGUGAUGACCUGACCCGCUUCUCACUGCAAACAUGAUUAUUAUUUCACGAUAUGUCAUGUCCAUACUUCACGCAAACGGGAAUGCCCAGCCAGCCGGUGAAGUUUUACGGCAGAUUGAUUUCGCGGCGAAUGACGGAUUUGCUCUUGUUUGAAUAACGUUUCAUUUGCGCAAGUUUCCAUUAUGACGUCUUCACGGUUAGCUCGCAUUCGUAUGCGUUUGCGUGAAGUAUCAACAACCCUUUUAAUUGCAUAAUGGUAAGUCAUUACCCUUUAUUCACCCCAAUCAAAUUCACUGGACGUUUCCCACCAGGUUCCAAACUUCUCACGGAUAAUGCGUUGUCGUCAAAGUUGCUUGAUAGAAAUAGCAUGACGUGUGCGAGCCGCGCUUGCUAAUAUUUAGAGACGAGUGCACAGGAUUGCAAGAUAGAGAUUUUUCUUCCCGAGUUUUCCUAACUUUUUAUCUCCGUUAAUACAGCUGAGUGAGCUGACUACACAAUUUAAUAUGAUCACUUUGCGCCUAAAACUAAUUGUUCACCCGCAAAGAACGACGUGACAGCAAUUCUCGAACGUCAUGCUAAUUCCGUCAACUAAAAACUUAUGUGGUUAGUUCAGCCGUUGAUCCUCCGAUCGUCAAUUUUUCUUCUUCACAAAAACUGCAAAAAGCACGUGACUUGCAGGGUACCAGUCGAUAACAAAAAUCUACAGUAUUCGAUGCCCGGGACCAAUUCUGAGUUGGGGUGUGCGUGUCAUUAUCAAUUUCUGUGAGGUGCAGGUGGAACUGUCGUAAAACCUGACUAUGAACUCUUGAAUUGUACUUCGUGACGUUCAUUAUUCUGUUUUCUGCAAUGAACAUCGUUUGGAAUAUGUAACAUCCUUUGUCAAGCCGACUGUGCGUCAAAAUGAAAACGAUUCUCGAACGUCAUUCAAAGUCCGUCCAAAUUAUCGAACGUCAUCAAAAUUCCGUCAAUUCUGACGUUCGAAACUACGAUGUUUCAGAAUAUGAAUCUUUUUAAUAGAGCAUGCUAAAUGGAUUCUUUUACACAAAUGCAAUGUAUGUUGGCCGAAAAACAUGUAAGGUGAAUCGUUUUCGUAUUGUGCCAAUAUUACAUAAAAACAAGGCAGUUUUUGCCUUGAUUUUCUGUCAAAA